UGACGUCACCAGUCUGCCUCUCACUCCCUUCCUGCUGCAUCACAACAGCCGUUAGUAGCUCGAGUAGCACUAAGUGAACCGGGGCUACAGGAUAUCUGCAGCCAACACGUUGUUAAAAACAAACUCUAUUGACGCUGCAGCACUCAACAACAUCCUAACACGGGGCUUGACCGACAGGGACUGGUUGCAGCGCGAUAACCCCGCUCCAGCUGUUGGGAUAUGGCCAGGCCGGAACAGGUUCUGCUCUUGGAGCCUCAGCACGAACUCAAAUUCAGAGGUCCGUUCUCAGACGUGGUCACCACAAAUCUCAAGCUCUCCAACCCUACAGACAGGAAUGUGUGUUUCAAGGUGAAGACGACAGCACCGCGCCGGUACUGUGUGCGGCCAAACAGUGGAAUCAUAGAUGCAGGCACCUCAAUCAACGUCUCAGUUAUGCUUCAGCCUUUUGACUAUGACCCCAAUGAGAAGAGCAAACACAAGUUCAUGGUCCAGUCCAUGCUAGCACCCCCUGACAUGACGGACAUGGAGGGCGUGUGGAAGGAGGCUAAACCCGAGGAGUUAAUGGACUCCAAGCUGAGGUGUGUUUUUGAGAUGCCAGUGGAGAACGAAAAGACGCAUGACAUGGAGUCCAACAAGAUGAUGUCGUCCAGCUUGCUGAAGUCAGAGUCCUCCGUGCUGCCUCCAAAGUCUAUGAGCUCCACCCUUGAUGACGGCGAGGUGAAGAAGAUCAUGGAGGAGUGUAAGAGGCUGCAGAUGGAGGCUCAGAGGCUACGGGAAGAAAACAAACAGAUUAGGGAGGACGAUGGUCUGCGGAUGAGGAAGAGCAACGUGAUGUCAUCUCAGCACACCUCAGUUGGCAUGAAGAAAGAGGAGGGGUUGAGCGCCCGCAUGAUGGCCCUCAUCGUGCUCUUCUUUGUGGUGGGCCUCAUCGUCGGCAAGUUGGUCUUGUAGAGCGCGGGCGCAGUCGGAUCAGCCGCAGCAUGCUUUUCGGGGGAUGAAAACAAACGCGGGAUCUGGGAUUUUGGAUCAGAAAUGCCAUAUCCGCUGGGUGGGGGGUGGUACUAGUUUUGAUUCAGUCUCAUUUAUGUAAAAAAAUUCAAAGGUAAUGUAUGAGGAAAAAAAAAAAGAAAAAAAUAUUCAUCAUCUUAUGAACAAACCUACUGUUACAGGUCUUGCCUCUACGUAAUCAUCACAUAAUCAUUCUGGCCCUCUUCCCAAAGUUUCAUGUAUACCGAUGACUGGUUCUGUGGGUGGGGGGGUGGGGGUGAUGGAAACAUGAUUUAAUGCUAGUGAUUCAGACCAAUGGUUUUUCUAACACCGGCGAGAUAGUGUUGCUGCGAUUGAAUCAGUUUGCAAAUUGUGCGAAUGUCAUUUUAGUGUAUUAUUAGUGUUGUUUCUUUUCUAAAUGACGGAGGCCAGAGCCUAUGUAUAUGUAUACGUAGUCCCCCCACUGUACAGUAUAUCCAGGUGUUCCUUCCAGCUAAACCCCCUUUAAGGAAGGAAUGUACCAGAGAGAUGAUCCAGACAGUCGGGGUUACACACAGGGCUAUCAAACUGACUCCUUCAAUCAGAGGCGUUGUAAAAUCGGCGUGUCUUUGAUUGUAGAACAACCUUGAUCAGUGUAUGAAACACUAUACCAUAGGUGUUUUCUUUCCUCGUGUCCUUUUUCUUUUCACUCUACCUUAUUCCCAUCACCUGUCACUCAGUGCUCACCGCAUCCCCAGUUGUCAGAGGGGGAUGUUUGAUUGCAUGCGUUCACACAGUGUUGCAUUUGGACUUCUGAAUCUAAUUUAAUUGCUUUUAUAAUGGUGAUAAUAAUAUGUCAUUUGGCUGUAGGUUGCACAACUACAUUUUCUGAUUUUUUUUUUUUUCUCUUUCUCUCUCUUUUUUGUGUUUUAUUGCAUUUUUAUGAUUUUAAAUAAAUUUUGUUGUUUAGGGUUUAAAGCAUUUAAGAAUAUUGCAGCUACCUGAAAUGAGCUCCAGAUUUGUAGGAUUAGAUCAUUUCUCUAAGUGUUCUCCAGAUGAAAACCUUGCCUUGUGACCUGUUUGGGCAAGUUAUUCUCAGGCCAAGAUGGAGAUAUAUAUAUACAUUACAUUUGCAUAUAUACACACACACACACACAAACACACACACAUACACACAUAAAGCAUGCAUACAUACAGUGAGAACCCACAAAUGAAUAGAAGGUGCAUGUAGAGGCAAACGGUUAUGUGUUUCCCUGACGACACCGAGGUCCUGUUUCAGUGUCCUAACAAAGGGACCUUAGUCUUUUCCAGCUCUUUUUUUGUUUUCUCAUAUUUUCCAACUGAGCCAUGCAUUUGUUGACAUUCUGUUUUGAUUGGGGCAAAUGUAUGUCAGAGAUCCACUGAGUGUUUUAAGCUGCAUGCUCCAGCUCUCCACUGCUGGUGAGCUUGCCUGUUUUAUUUUUUUAUUUUUUUUUUUUACUCCACUGCAGGCCUGUGUUCAGUUUUGGUGUUUGUUCAGCAUUUAUCCGUUGCUUAUUAAUGUUAUAUCCUCACUGCAUUUGAAGUUGUGUUCAUUUUUUAAUACACUAAGGUUAAGAGUGUCUCCUUUGAUCUUCCUGCAGCAUACAACAUUUAUUUAAUUUUUUUUUUCUCGAGUGAAAAGGGGGGGGAGGAUGCAUACAGCUUAGCUUUAGCCUUGAGGGACCACAUGAUGACAUUGUACUGUUCCAGAGCCGUAGGUUAUUUUUGGUCAAAAACAAUACUCUCAAAUUGUUUCAUCUCCAAAUUUGCAUAUUGAGGAAGACUAAAAAGCAGAGAGUCACUCUACUUAUUUACUUAUUCAAUGAAGAGCACAGUUGGUCACAUUUUUAUGCCACUGUAUCCACAAAUGAUGCAUAACCAAAUGAGUGAAAUGGAGAAGUAUAUUCCCUUUUGCUAAAUUGAAAGAAAAAUGAUGAUGAUGAUGAUGAUGAUAUCUUUUAAUGUUAAGUGGAGUGGGAAGACAAAGAUCUGACUGAUGGGUAAGACAUUUAAAAUAAACAUGAGCGUGUGUUUCUACUGUAUCUCUGUAAAGUUGUUGGUUUGAGGAUGACUUGCUACUUAGAGGGAGGGCAGAGCAGACCUGAGCUAAAGUCCCAUCUUGGAUUAUCAGACCUGCGUCAUAUAGUGUUUGCAGAAAAUUCUUAUUGUUCACUGUAUCCUGGUUGGAGUAUCAGAACAUUUUAGAUAAUAUAAAUAUUUCAAUGUGAUUUAAGAAUUUGACUUUACCACUGUUCUGCCCAGAUGCAGUAAACCCCACCAAUUUGGUACUCCAAGUAGGAUUAAACAAACAAUAAUAAUUACAUGUAAAUACUAACUGAUCCAGACGAGGUUGUAAAACACACUACAAUGACCUGUCCUGGAGUCUCUGACCAUCACCGUGAUCAAUGUAAGCAGUCGGGAAACAGUUUUGUAUGUAUAUAAAUAAAUAAAUAAAUAAAUAAGUCUAUCUGAGAAGAAGAUUAAUAUUCCUAGUCAAGUAGUCUCUCUGGUGUAUAAAAACAACCCAACCUGGUUGGACUAUGUAGCAUCUUAAUAAAUUAAAUGAAUAAAGCCCCUA
Messenger RNA from Thunnus maccoyii (southern bluefin tuna), 3565 nucleotides. RefSeq names its product vesicle-associated membrane protein-associated protein B/C-like. The record is from RefSeq and is a predicted model, not a curated record. Gene Ontology annotation, biological process: endoplasmic reticulum membrane organization. The transcript is spliced from 6 exons. Gene Ontology annotation, cellular component: endoplasmic reticulum membrane; plasma membrane. Gene Ontology annotation, molecular function: FFAT motif binding. NCBI's taxonomy places the organism in Eukaryota, Metazoa, Chordata, Actinopteri, Scombriformes, Scombridae. Bases 220 to 951 code for a protein of 243 amino acids.